Messenger RNA from Linum tenue, 2295 nucleotides. The record is from the annotation of a GenBank genome assembly. Lineage: Eukaryota; Viridiplantae; Streptophyta; Magnoliopsida; Malpighiales; Linaceae.
CCAUAAGGCCAUACUUUGUCCACCACUCCUCCCAUGUCAUGUCAUGAUGACUGCACCAACCUCUUCCUUGUCAUAUCUGACCCUCCUCUCCUCUUGGCUCUUACCUUACCUACCCCCAUUUCGCGGUCCUUCCACUAACGCCGUUAAUCCUCCCAUCCAUAUCCAUCCCACUGCUUCUCAGUUCUCACCCUCUCUCUUUCCCUCCCAAAAAAAAGUCCACCGGUAGCCACCGCUACCACGAGCCUCCGUCUCACCUAACGAUCUCCACUCACGCCACCAGAUCCCUCCACUUUUCUCUAAUAUAACAACCCCUCCUCCAAAUCCCCCAAUCGAACACCAAACCUUCCACCAACCUCCCUUCCCCGCAAGUCAAUCGAUCCUCUCCUAAUUUCUAAUUCUCCCCAAUCAAUCAAUCAAUUUCCUUCCGCCAUGGAUCUCCUCCUCCUGGAGAAGACUCUGUUGGCCCUCUUCUCCGCCGUCGUGGUCGCCAUUGUAAUCUCCAAGCUCCGCGGCAAGCGAUUCAAGCUCCCUCCCGGCCCCUUUCCAGUCCCCAUCCUCGGCAACUGGCUCCAGGUCGGCGAUGACCUCAACCACCGCAACCUCACCGACUACGCCAAGAAAUUCGGCGACAUCUUCCUCCUCCGCAUGGGCCAGCGAAACGUCGUCGUCGUCUCCUCCCCGGACCUCGCAAAGGAGGUCCUCCACACCCAGGGCGUCGAGUUCGGGUCCCGCACCCGCAACGUCGUCUUCGACAUCUUCACCGGGAAGGGACAGGACAUGGUGUUCACCGUCUACGGCGAGCACUGGCGGAAGAUGCGGCGCAUCAUGACCGUCCCCUUCUUCACCAACAAGGUGGUCCAGCACAACCGCCAGGGGUGGGAGAACGAGGCGGCCGCGGUGGUGGAGGACGUGAAGAAGAAUCCGGAAGCCGCGACCGCCGGGAUCGUGCUCCGCCGCCGCCUGCAGCUGAUGAUGUACAACAACAUGUUCCGGAUCAUGUUCGACCGGCGGUUCGAGUCGGAGCAGGAUCCCCUGUUCAAUAAGCUCAAGGCGCUGAACGGGGAGCGGAGUCGGUUGGCGCAGAGCUUUGACUACAACUACGGCGAUUUCAUCCCCAUCCUGAGGCCUUUCCUGAGGGGUUACUUGAAGGUCUGCGAGCAAGUGAAGGAGAAGAGGCUGAAGCUGUUCAAGGAUUACUUCAUCGAAGAGAGGAAGACAUUGAUGGGCACGAAGCAGACGACCAACGACGGGCUGAAGUGCGCGAUGGAUCAUAUUUUGGAGGCACAGCAGAAGGGAGAGAUCAACGAAGACAAUGUCCUCUACAUCGUCGAGAAUAUCAACGUCGCCGCCAUUGAAACCACAUUGUGGUCGAUCGAGUGGGGAAUCGCGGAGCUGGUCAACCACCCACACAUCCAACAGAAACUAAGGGAAGAACUGGACACUGUUUUGGGAGCAGGCCAACAGAUCACGGAGCCGGACAUCCAGAAGCUGCCUUACCUCCAGGCCGUGGUCAAAGAGACCCUCCGUCUCAGAAUGGCCAUCCCACUCCUCGUCCCCCACAUGAACCUCCACGACGCCAAGCUCGGCGGGUUCGACAUCCCCGCAGAGAGCAAGAUCCUGGUCAACGCGUGGUGGUUGGCCAACAACCCGGCCCAGUGGAAGAACCCCGAGGAGUUCAGGCCCGAGAGGUUCCUGGAAGAGGAGGCGAAAGUCGAGGCCAACGGGAACGACUUCAGGUACCUUCCUUUCGGCGUCGGGAGGAGGAGCUGCCCUGGAAUCAUCCUCGCCCUCCCCAUUUUGGGGAUUACCAUUGGACGCCUGGUGCAGAACUUUGAGCUGUUGCCUCCGCCUGGACAGUCCAAGCUCGACACCUCCGAGAAGGCCGGGCAGUUUAGCUUGCACAUCGCCAAGCACUCCACCAUUGUGGCUAAGCCCAGGUCGUUUUAAAGAAAGUUGUACAUCAUUUUCCUUCUUCUUCUUCUUCUUCUUCUUCUUCUUCUUCUUCUUCUUCUUCUUUCCUUUUCUUCUUUUGUCUGUAAUGGUACGUACUCUUGUAGUGUAGUUUGUGAUGGAUGAGCUGGGAGGAAAGGGAGACAGGACAAUUUCUUUCACUUUUAACGUGAUUCUGGAUUUGGGUUUUACUAUAAAAGUUUAAUCAUGUAUCAAGUGUUGUACCGUGUAAUAAUUCUGUUGAUGAGGUGUCGCACUUUAAUCAAUAUUAGAUAAUUGGCCCGUCCGCGGCGGGCAACGAUGAAACUGACAAAUUUGAUAUUUUGAUUGCAAUUAGAUUUAAAU